Aspergillus terreus NIH2624 is the source of this 861-nucleotide messenger RNA. RefSeq names its product lactoylglutathione lyase GLO1. NCBI's taxonomy places the organism in Eukaryota, Fungi, Ascomycota, Eurotiomycetes, Eurotiales, Aspergillaceae. Bases 1 to 861 code for a protein of 286 amino acids. The record is from RefSeq and is a predicted model, not a curated record. Gene Ontology annotation, molecular function: lactoylglutathione lyase activity; metal ion binding. The transcript has 4 exons.
AUGAUUCGGGUGAAAGACCCGAAGAAAUCAGUGGAAUUCUACAAGUUCCUCGGUCUCAACCAAAUCCAGCAGCUGGACUUCCCCGAAAACAAGUUCUCUCUGUACUUCCUCGCUUACAAUGGCCCCAAGUCUCUGCAAGGUGAUCGUCACUGGACGGAUCGUAACGCCGUGCUGGAGCUCACCCACAACUACGGCACCGAGAGCGACCCCAACUACAGCGUCGCCAACGGAAACACAGAACCUCACCGUGGAUUCGGCCACAUCGCUAUCUCCGUCGAUAACAUCGAGGCCGCCUGCAAGAGACUCGAGGAUGCCGGCUACCCAUUCCAGAAGAAACUCACCGAGGGUCGCAUGAAGCACAUCGCCUUCGCCAAGGACCCCGAUGGCUACUGGGUGGAAAUCAUCCGCCGCCACGACGAGGAUGUCGGUACUACGACUGAUACGGCCAACUACCGCCUCAACCACACCAUGCUUCGCGUCAAGUCUGCCGAGACCAGUCUGAAGUUCUACCAGGAGGUGAUGGGUAUGACGCUGCUGCGGACUAUUGAGAACAAGGAUGCGGCCUUCAAUUUGUAUUUCCUGGGAUACCCGGCGUCCAACCCACAGACGCGCGAGAACGCCAAGAACCCGGAGGGCAAGGUGUACCACGACGGUAACUCCGAGCCUCAGGGCUUCGGUCAUAUUUGCGUGUCGGUCGAUGAUUUGAAUGCCGCCUGCGAGCGUUUUGAGUCGCUGAACGUCAACUGGAAGAAGCGCCUGACGGACGGACGGAUGAAGAACGUGGCGUUCAUUCUGGAUCCGGAUGGGUACUGGAUUGAGGUGAUUCAGAACGAGACGCUCAAGCGCACCAGCAACUGGUAA